Molecule: messenger RNA, 1169 nt
Organism: Leptosomus discolor (cuckoo roller)
Lineage: Eukaryota; Metazoa; Chordata; Aves; Leptosomiformes; Leptosomidae
Source: RefSeq, a predicted model, not a curated record
AGCAGGCACCCUUGGUGCAUAUGCUGGAGCCCAUAGAGGAGCUAUCAGAAGAGGAAAAAGAAAUUGAGAAGGGUGAUUAUAAAACAGGUAGAAGUAACAACUAUUUAAUAGAUGCUUUGAAGACUUACCCUUAUUUAACUAAAGAAUUACGAAUUGAUUUGGAGCAAGUCCUGGAAGACAAGCUGAAAUCCUUGGGCAUUAAAGCAGGUGUUCGCGGUAUCCCCAGUGAUCGCUUAAAUAAAAUUUUGCGUACUAUUGAAUCUGCUAGAGAAUGCAAACAGAAGCAAGUGCCUGACAUUCACCGAAUUCGAGAGGAUCUUGAACGACAAGUUAGCUUUAGGAUUAAAGAGAAAUCAUCAUCUUGUAAUGGACUUGUUUCCCAUCCUCAGCUUCAUUCAGAAGAUAAACAGAAGUUCAAUCAAUUGGGAGUUUCAUUAUCUGCCACACCACGAAAACCGGUAAAACGAUCUUCAACAGCUGUCCGCCCAGCUGAACAAAGAACAGCCAUUGCUGAGAAUACGUCUACACCAAAAUCCAGAAAGCUUUUUGGAAAUGAGGUUUCCAGAAAGACGUCCAGCAUCACAACUCCACCAUUCAGUUCAGAGGAAGAAGUAGAUGAAGAUGAUAUUAAACAACUUUACCUAUCACCAGAAUUACUGCAAAACCAGUCAAAAACAUCAGGUGGCAAAGUCAGUGCCUUUCAGAAGGCUUCUGGCAAAAGUAGUGUGGAUAGGACGGAGGAAAGUGAAAUUGAAGGAACUGGAACACCUGCCAAAACUUCAAAAGGAACAGUUAUUCAGAAACUGACUGAACAAGUUGGAAAGAGUCUUUCUAACCAUGGAAAUAAGAAGAAACUGGCUGGAGGGAUUAAUGUUGCGCAGGCAUUUAUUAAAGAAGAGGUGAAGGAACUGAAGUUCACAGAAGUUGAUGAAGAUGAUUGGGAUAUAUCAUCGGUAGAAGACGACUUUUUAUUGGUGAAAGAUGACAGAGGUCAGAAGGCACUGACAGUUCAGAAAAAUGAGUCAAAUGCAGCAUCCGUGGUACACGCAUGGGGUCUUCCGAAGACAAGUGUGCCAAAGGAGGAAGGCCUUCAUGAAGCUGAUAAUACGAGCACGUUAAAAAGCAGCUUAGUCACUGUAACAGAUUGUAGUGAUUCAUCAGAUAUAUAA